GGGCGGGCGCUCCCGGGCAUGGCGGGUGUGAGGGGCGUUAUUCCUGAGGGAAUCCGCGUGUAGGAAGGGGUUCAUUCCUGAGGGGCAGCCCGGAAUGGGGAGACGGAUGCAUCCCUAGAUGAAUAAAUGCUACACUGCUGGGAAGUAGCUAAUUACCUUUCUCUGACGGUGGCAGAGGGGUAGUUUCAUAUGGUGAAUCAGUAGAAAAAGAAUUCAAGAAUCCUGGCUGUGUUUCCACAUCCUCAGUGCUCAGGACAUGGUUCUGAGGCAAGCUGAUUAAUUUAAUUUAAAUUCCUGAUUUAUGUUUGCAUUUUUUCCUGACCAGGCCUAAAUGAAGCCUACAAUGCCUUCAUGGGAUUCUGCCUUUUUUCACAUCACCAUAGGUAAAGCUUUGGUCAUCACUGUGGAAUUCCUGGUAUGAGAAGGCAGAGCAGUCAGGGUAGAGAGAAGAUCCUUGCUGAACAGCUGUAAUGAUGAAGGCAGUGAUUUUAAUUGUCCUAAUCACCUUCUCUUUGCUGGCUUCAGGGAAGAAAUUCCGAUGGUGCACCCUUUCUGACCUGGAACAAAGAAAGUGUGCUGAGCUCUCUAAAGCUCUUACAGCUGUGCUGCCCCUCACUGCUGCCAGUUCCUUUACUAGGAUUUCUUGUAUCAGAGCCCACAAUACAUACGACUGCAUUGAUAAAAUCAGGGCAAAUAAAGCAGAUGCUGCCUCCUUGGAUGCUGGAGACGUUUACUCUGCUGUAAAGCUGUACGGUUUGGCAGUGGUGGCAAAAGAGAUCUAUGAUCAAGGAAAUUGUGUGUUUGCUGUGGCCAUUGCCAAACGAGGAACUCUGGAUGUGCAGAGUCUGCGAGGUGUGCGCAGCUGUCACAACGGAGCCAGGUGGACAUCGGGCUGGAACAUUCCACUUGGCUUUCUCCUUGCAAGAAAUUAUCUUUCCUGGGAUGAGGCCCAGCCUCUGAGCCAAGCAAUUAGUGAGUAUUUCAAUGCAAGCUGCAUCCCUGGGGUUGGUGUUGCUGCUCCCCGAUUGUGUGCUCUCUGCCAAGGACAAAAAUCCUAUGUCAGAGACAGGAACCACUUCUGUGAGACAAGCAGUAAUGAACCCUUCUAUGACUCCGAGGGAGCCUUCAGGUGCUUGAAGGAUGGAGUGGCAGAUGUUGCCUUUUUAGAUCAUCUAAGAAUUAUGAGUGCCACAGAGUCAGAACAACAGGAAUAUGAACUCUUGUGUCCUGAUGGGUCCACAGCUGAGCUGAGUGAAUACAGCACCUGUAACCUGGGCAAGGGGCCUGGCCGCGGCAUCGUCACCCGCAACAACUUCCAGAAGAUCACCAACAAAUUUCUUAGCAUGAUCCAGCGCCUCUUUGGGCAUAAAGGAAAGGAAAGAGCCAGAUUUGAACUCUUCAGUUCAGCACCAUUUGGGGGAAAGAACCUGCUGUUCCAGGAUGCCACUCAGCACCUGCAGCUCCUUGAGGAGCAGCUGGAGAUUGCCUAUGUCCUUGGUCUGGAUUAUGUAGCUCUCCUUAAGGGACUUGGCCAUGAAGGGAGCUCUUUGGACAACAGCGUUGUGCGCUGGUGCUGCAUCAGCGACGCUGAGCUUCACAAAUGUGAGGAGUGGGCACUGAACAUCAAAUCCGACCCCUUGGUCUGUGUCCAAGCAACCUCCAUGACCAAAUGCAUUGAAAUGAUCAAGAGUAGUGAGGCUGAUGCAGUCACCCUGGAUGCAACACAUGUGUACAUUGCAGGGAGAUGUGGACUGGUGCCUGUAGCUGCAGAAUGCUAUGGGGGAGAUUGUGCCCCAGCAGCUGAGACCAUGGAGAAAACAGGGAAACUAAUUCAUCUUAAGCACAAAGCACUACCACCAGUUUAUGCUGUUGCCCUAGCUAAGAAAAGUGCCAAACAGAUUCACAUCCAUAACCUGAGGGGAAGGCGAUCCUGCCACAGUCACCUGUACAGUCCUGGAGGAUGGUUACUUCUGUCCAGACACACAGUGAGAGCUCAGCAGAAUGAUACUGAGAACUGUGAUAUUGCCUCUGCUUAUCAGAAUUACUUCUGGAAGGGCUGCAUGCCAGGAGCAGAUGGAAGCCUGUGCAAGGUGUGCAUUGGAGAUGGGGAGGUGGAAGGAGCUCGAGUGUCCAGCAGAUGUGCUGCAAGUCACAAUGAACGUUACUAUGGCAAUAUGGGAGCACUCAGGUGCCUAGUUGGCAAUCCCAGUGGAAGAAGCUUUGGAGAUGUAGCUUUCCUGGAACACUCAAACCUGCUCCAGAACAUAGAGGAUCUGGGCAGCUCUGGUUGGGCAAAAGGUUACAGCCCCCUUGACUUUGAACUCUUGUGUCCGGACGGAACGCGCGCCGCAGUCACAGAAUGGGCAGGCUGCAACCUCGGCCCCAUUCCCCCCAGCACAGUCAUGACUCGACCUGUCACUGUCACUAAGAUCUCUGACUUCCUACAGAAAUCUCAGGAAUCUCUGGGAAGCAAAUUGGAUUCUGAGUUCCAACUCUUUCAGUCGUGGAAGUAUGGUGAAAGUGAUCUGCUUUUCAAAGACACCACUAAGUACCUUGUGCAUGCAAGUCAUCUGAGCUAUCAGGAGAUCCUUGGAGAGUCUUUCCUUCAGCUGGCAGAAUCGGUGUUUAAUUGCACACCUGCAGGCAUCUUGGACUUCUGCAGACAGGAUAUCUGUGCAUCCUCAUCCAACUGACAGCUCAUACAGAAGCUCUUCAGGGCACAUAACAUCAGCAUUGUUGCUGAGAACAAGGAAAAUGUGCAAGUCCAACCAAUCCAAAGCCAUCAGCAAGGAAACAGUCAUCUCUAGAAAUGUAUGCUGAACACCUUCUUGUCUUUCUUUUUUCCAGCAGAUUUUGUUUAUGAUGAUGCAAUACUGCUCAUAUAUCAUCUCUUUCUUUUUUGGAGCACGGCAGCAUGGGGAACAGCACAACCAACAGCACAGAACUAGGAUCAGCAUUGUGGAAAGAGCAGGGCCAGUACCAUGGACUAAGAUACAGGCUGGUAUGAGUAGUACAGGUUAGUUGGUAGCAUUUUGCCUUGUUUGUCUUAUAAACAGUUCCCAUGCAAAAACCCCAAUCAACUGACAUUCUGGUAGUUGCAACAUUGUAUUUCUGUAUCUGUGAUUUUGGUUGCAGCUAGAUAGCCCCUGCUGAAUGCACGUAUGUAUUUCUUCUUAACCAGUGAUUUUUUACUAGUAAAUCAAAACAUUUUUUCUCACAAAUAAAUGUAUUAAGACAUUUAAGAACCAGCAGAACUGGAUGCUUGCAGCAGUGUAUUCCUCUUUGUCAAGACCUCUAACCAUUUAUAUUGAUACUUUGAAUUUAAGAUUCUCUGAAAUGUCAAAAUACAAUUACAAUCAAUUACACAGCACAAGUUUUACAAGCAGAAACUGCCUGAACAUGCUAUGAAGCCUUUUGAGCAGAAAUCAUCUGUUCAUCAUCUGUAUCCCAUCUUGUCCCAGUAUGAUGACAUAGCCAAAUCCUCAGGUGCAUUUGCAGCCAGCAAGCUGCAGCCCUGCAGGAGCAGGGAAAGAGCAGGAUCCUUCUUUAGGCCUCUCAGGUGUUCCUGCCUUUCUUUCUUAGAGCUUCCCUGCCACCUGUGGGGCCCGUGUGCCACUGCACUUGGAAGAAGGCAGUUCUGAGCACACAGUGAAGAAAUGCAGCUGGCAGCCUAGCUUUGCCAAAAGCAGCCUGCAGCUGAUAGGGACAAAUUAAAAAUCCGGGUUAUACACAAGAUUUUAUGGGGUGGGAGGACAGGGAUGAUGUUUUCUGACACAGACAUUACCAAUGGCCUUGUGGAUGAUCCCGUGCUCCAGCUUUGAUUCACAAACUGUGUGCUGCCUUGCACAGCCUCUGGUACAUGAACCACUGGCCAGCCCCAGCCUUGAAUCUCAGCUCUGAGCUGAGCAGGAACUGUUUGUGCUUUCUGUGCUCCCUGGCUCCUGCUACUCUGCUUUCUGAAGAGAGGGAUGCUGCCUCAGUGUUCUGAAUAGCAGCUGAGAUCAUGCUUAAUCUCUCCCAGGCUGGGAUGAAGGAACACCAGAACUGCUGCUCUCUGUCUCAAUAACAGCACACCCUGUUACCCAACCGUGAUGAUCUCUUUGGAGAUUUGACCUUUCCCCCCUGCAUGUAAGACAUAUUCUCAUGCAUAUUUACCCAUACAAGCCUAAAGGCCUUAAAAACCUCAAAAGUUCUCAGAAAAAUUUAUUUCCAUAAAUUAAAAACACACACAAAAAAACCAGUAAAAUUUUAGAUUCACACAAUAUUGAACAGAAACAAAAUGCCAAGAGCAUGAUGGAGGCUAAUGGCACAAAUGUACAAAUUCUCAUUGAGCUAUUUGUUACCUUGAUAGCAUCAUACAGACUUUUAAUCCACAGUUACUAUCCAUAUUCUAGAAAAGCACCUGGAACAUAAUAUACCAAAGGCCCACCUGAAAUAAAAUACAAGGAGUGAGAACUGCUUGCAGGACAUCAUUUCCAGCAAGCACCAGAACUCAAAUGUAUGCAGACACAAGCCAGCCAGGCAAAUGCUGUACCAUACACUAAGGAGCCUUAGCUGCUCCAGUCAUAGCAUGAUGAAAACAAUGACUUUUUUCUUCUUCUUCUUCUUUUUUUUUUUUUUUUUUUUUUAAUGAUCCUUCUAUCUCUGACAAUCAGCAAAUUUAGCAAAGAGCUGCUUGGCUCUACUAAGAGACAGGACAUGGCAAAAGCUUUGCAAUCCUUCUCAAGCUGUUCUGGUCAUCAGUCUGUGAUGACUUUCCAUAGUGAUAUAAAAACAUCCUCACUGGAGUGGAUCCACUUAAUGAAAAGGCAAGUGUACAUAUCCUUCUGCUAGGGAUGUAUGCAAGACCCCAAAAGAUGAAUCCUCUACACUUUUUAAUUUUAAUUAGCUGUGACAGAAGCAGCUCAGAAUGGCAAAUGCCCAGCUUUUGCCCAGUCAUCACUCCCAGUGUAGAAGCAGCAGCCACAAGGAACAUGGCUGUUCCAUGAGUGCUGUAAACAGAAACAGAGGUGGGAAAGGAAAAAAACAACAAAGUGCAUAAGCAGGACUGACACCUGUAUGCUGGAGAGGGGAAGAGAUGCUUGGUGUCCACUAGCUUACAUUGUCAUACAAACACUAAACCAAAGAGAAUAAUGCUGUGUGUUUGGGUUUCCACAAACUAAGGCCUGGGAGAAGCUAAACAACUGCAACAUAAUUUUGUAACUCCUCCAAUUUCUGUAAACCAAAGAGUAUUUGAGUGUUGUCUGUGCUCUGCUCUCUCUGCUGUAGCUUGUAGGAAAAAAAGUUCAUAAAUCUUAUUUCAAUGCAAUCAGAAACAAGAGAGAGCAGGGAAGAAAAUUUAAAAAAAAACCAAAAAAACCCUAAACAAAACAAAUAAACCCCAACAUAACCCAAAGGAAAAGACUCAACACAUUUUAUCUUUUGAAACAUGUUAGAGGUCUGAACUUGUCCUGGAUCCAAGUCUCUUCUCCCCCCUACCCCAAUCUUUAUUUCCUUGAAAGCUCCAGUAAGGUUACAGCUUAAUUGUAUCCCUGGAAGCCUCCCAUAUGAAUAGAAGUGAAUGAAUGCUCUGUAACAAUCCCAUUCUAUAGCAUAAAUCCAUAAAAAUAUAUCUCUCACUCUUACUACCGCUGCCAACUAGUCAAUAAUUGGGCUAAUAAGCCAACCUAGGGAAACUUUCAAACAUUUCUUAAGAGGCAGUUGAUCUUUGUUUUUUAGGAAUUUCUUUUUACAAAAAUAAAGAGGAUCAAUUAGAAUGUUCUAUAACAGCCCAGUAAGUUAACCAGAAAAAUACUAUGUCAAUAUGUUCAAGGUUUGUCUUGUUAUUUUACCCUCAAACUCCAAACACUACUACUCUAAGUGUGCACUCCUCUCUUUUCUUCAGUCUUCCUGAUUAAAGAUAAUUAGCCUUCAAAACAAGAAUAUAAACUUCUACAAAUCCCAGCACAAGCUGGGAGCAAAACAAACCCAGAUCAGAUUUCUUUCAAGACUCAGGCACACACAGUGUAAUAAUUCUCUUCCAUUUCUCUACUCUCAAAGCUCUGCAAUUCAACAGAUUGCUUGUUAACAUUUAGUUUUCUGUUUGGUCAGUAACAGAAGUGGUAGAGCAACAGAAGAUAAUGAUGGUAUUUGCAGUCCUGCAUUUAUAGGGACUUUAUAAAAAUUACCCACCCACUAGAUUUGCUCAAUUGGAAGGUAAAUAGAAACUCUAUUAUAUGGGUAGAUAAAUAACAAAGUGCAAGUUCAAGUGACAAGUGAAAGAAAGAACAGACUAAUUAAAUUUGAGCAUCCCAGCAACAACAGCUUUGCCUGAAUAACUUCUCUAGGCACUAAGGGACAGAAAUUACCUGAACAGCAGCUAGCACUGGAAUUAUGCUUCAAGUUAAGUUUAACAGAAGUUAUGCCAGAAGGGAGCUCUCUUCCUUCCAAAGGUAGAGCUGAGAAAUUGCCCAGUGCUGCAUCAGAUAAUUACAUAUGGCCUUACAUAACCAAAACAAUGCCCACAUAUUCAAAGAGGCUCUUUGUACAGCACUGGCUAUUAUGCACAACAGUGCUAUACAGAGAAUAGAAAAUUAUGAGCUACAGGAAUUGUCAAUCUAAAAUGGUAAAAAAACCCCACACCUUCUUCUUGACAUUAAAAUCAAGUUAGUUUGAAUGGAAUUAAAAUAACUUUAAAACAAGUAUCAAAAAUUUUGCUGGUCUUCCCCGCAAGCAGCAGCUCAGCUCAGUUAAAUAAAAAUCUCUGCCUAUGUAUCCUGCAGCUUAGCACCCUCAGGGACCAAUUACCUUUCCUCUGGAGAAGUUGGCAUCAGCCAAGUAAGUAAAAAAAUCUGCUACUUGGGAAACAAUAGUACUGGGCACCAUUUUUCCUUAAAACAUCACCUUUUUGAGUUGAAUCAUGUUAAAAGAAGCAUGUACAAAGUGCAAGGUAUUUAAUGUCUAAUUAUGUGGGGCUUCUGCUGCCUGGAGCCUGGAAGGGCAAAGAAACUUAGAAGGAAUCUUCUAAGUUAACAGAAGGAAGAAACAAUUGAAUAUAAACCUAGACAGAUACUUUUAAUUAUCAAAAGGUUAGUGGUAUAUCAAGAAGGUGUUUGCUAGAAUUUUUCUUUAUCAAACACCAUAUCUCUUUUGUCAGCUUGUUAAAAAUAGCCAUUACAGUAACAACAGCAGACUCAAAUGUGCAAAUGAUCUGGAGUACAGAGUUCUAGCAUCACUGAAGGUGCACUACUUCCUCCUUGACACUCCUACUCUACCCCCAAAAGAUAUAUAAACAUAAUUAAUUAAAUAUAAGCAGUAAUUUCCAGAGGUUGAGAAAGAAAGGGUAAAUUUCAUGUGGCUGUGUUACACUCAAACAGGGACUUAGAAGAAUCCCUCCAACAGCAUUUAAAAAAAAAUAUAGCACCUUAAAGAGGGUCACAGCCAAAAACUGAUUAUCAGAUGUUAGAACAGAGUGGCAGAGUAAGGUAUGAAGAAGUCAGUAGAAUUGUCCCAAAAAAAUACUAAAGAAGCUGACUGGACCGUUCCCAGCUAAGUGACUCCCUCAGAUGCUGGAGGCCUGCUCCUGCUCAACCUCCUCUGCAAAAAAGGCUUCAAGGUCCAUGAGCUUCUGACUCAGAAGAACAUCUAACUCUGCACUCUGCAGUGCAGCUCUUUUUGCUCGGGUGAAACUACCCACUGCUUUGACUUUGCCUCGUGUCUUCCUUUUCCGGGGAAGAGUGAAGUCCUGAAACUCCAAAAUCCGCUUUCUCUUUUGCUGGCUGACAGAGAUCAAGUGUCCAUUCUUCUCCUUGGGCUCCUCAAAGAUUGUUUCCAAGCUCCUGGUUAAAAAAAGAAGAGAACUCAUGAAUACCUUAGCAGCAGCCACCUUACAGUGACAGGGAGACUGGGGGAUUUCAUAACCCAGAUAAAAUAUAGCUUUGAUACCUGCCAUCCCUACACUUAGAAGGAAUAGAAGGAAGUUUCAGCACCUAUUGUCCAGUUGCUAAGGCAGAAAGGACUCAUAUCCAAGUAAGGAGUCAAAUUUCUACCCAAGUAAGGAGUCAAACUUCUAUAGUUUCACAUAUUCAUUUCAUAAGAAGUGGCACAGCAUGGUUGGAAGUAACAGAACUGUUCUGUCCAAUGUUCUGUGUGAUGUUUGCAUAACUGCCCCUCCACUCCUCCAUUACAUCACCCAGUCAGCUUGCCUCACCCACUUCUUAAUCAGAAAGCUGUUCUGGGAGUGAACUGCUAAAAGCUGAAAGCCCAAAUGACAUUAGCAAUGGCUUUCUGAGGAAGGUUCUGAUCCCACUAUCCAGAAUAAAUAGCAGCAUCCCAGGUACUCACCGUAUCGCAUGGCCUGUGCUCUGCAGUGCUCCCAUACUCUGGACAGGUGAGUGUGGUAACAUGGCACAGCUGGGUCAAGGAGGAAUGCAAAAACAAAACAAAACAGACAGAAAUUAGGUCUACACUAUAAAAAGAUGGGGGAAAAAUUAUUAGUAUAAAAUGGACGGUAAGACAAGAUGUUCAUAUCAGGAAUGAGAAUGGAAGACUAAAAUGAUACAAAAGAAAGCCACAUCUGCUGUUUAGGCAACUAAAUUUCAUUGUUAGGGAAACUGUCCUGCUUUCAUUUUAAAAUGGUAGUAAUGAGAAAAGGAAAUAAAGGCACAGAAAGAGAGUGAGACAGUAAUGUUAAAAGUCGUAAUUAUUUAAAGUCUAAAAAUUGUAAUUCUUUCUAUGAAAGUCUAUUUUCCCUAUUCAAAAUCCCAAGUUUUUACAAUUAAAGUAACCAAAAGCCUUGAAGGAUUUGGUAACUAACGAAAAUAGUGCAUAAUGGCAACAGUAACAGGUAAAAGGAAGUAGCUCCAUUAAAUUAACUCCCUGUUGUCUCUAACUCCCACAGCCUGCAAUACCCUUACUUGACUGGAAUAACCAAAGGCCUUUCCAUAAGGGUUGGUAAUGACCAGAAUUCUAUCACAUAAAGGUCAGCACAGCAGCAAUAAGUCUUUUGAUAUUAAGCUUUACUUUUGCACCCACACUGUUAACAGCAGGAAUUCACUAGGACAGCUUUUAUUACAUUCAACAAACAGCAAAUCUUGUAUUUGCUGUUCUCUCUAACCAACAGUGAAAUGCACUUCACUGUUCUAAAGCAAAGAUGUUACAGCCAGACUGGAGUUCUACCAAGGAAAUGAAAACCAGCCAUGCUGGAAGCACAGGGAAGUCUAACUACACACAAAGAGGUCAGAAAGUCCCACUUAUUGUGUUUAUCACUUAUGUCAGGACUGUAACAUUUUGUUUCAACAUUCCACUAUUAUUCCAGUGUUACUGGAACCUGUAUUGAUAGUGCAGCAGAGCCCUCUCUGUUAGAGACAGAGCUUAUUGUUUUAUGCAAUAAUAAUACAAAAUUACAAGGACAAGGGAAUCACUUUAGAAAUUUUUAAUUCAAAUAAGCAUUAAUUAGAAAAAAAAAUUCACUGAAAGAAUGCUUUUAUUAUUGACAGUGGAAGGGACAGUGGAAGUUAGGUAGGGCAACUACUUUAGUUCCUUGUUCUCCUGGUUAUUAAGAACACUAAUUGUGGCUGAAAUAUUUUAAAGAGAACAAAUAUUUUCCAGAUGAAAAUGGCCUGCAGAGAACUUUAUUAUUUUUCUUAUUUUGAAUUAUCUUAAAACAGGCAAGAAUUUCUGUUAUAGGGAGAGCUGAAAAGGCUCUUAUACUGCACCAAACAUACCUCUUAUAUUUAUGUACCAAACAUCUGAGUGGGACAGAUUUAUGUCUACCUCAUACACAUAGCUGUAAGGCAUUUUAGAGAAAAAAAAAAACCAAAACUAUUUGAGUUUUAGGGUGUUUUAACUCUGGAUUAUUUUUCACUUGAAAUGAAGAUGUUUGAUUUGAAUACUUUCCCUCUGGGAAAAAGAUCACCACUCAUAACAAAGCAUGCUCUUUUCCAAUGACUCCUUAAGUCAGGAAUGAAAUCCUGUUAGACAUGAGCCAACUGGAUAUGCUGUCCUGAGCUGCUGAGGAGCUGCAGACCUAGGGAUGGGGGAAAAACCCCAGGUUCUGAUCUCCCAGUCCAAGGAGAGCACGCCUCAGCAACACAAAACACUGAAUUCACCUUAUACACACCACUGAGUUUUAAAAAGAUGUUGGUUUUGUUUUUAACAAUGUGUUAUUUUUAAGUUUAGUACUCAAACUGUACUUUACUGGUAUGAUCACUUUCAGAGUAUGGAAUGGAAAUGGAAGCAAGUCCCAUAGAAUGUGCUGCAAAAGUUGUCUCUAUGCCAUUAUUCAACUUAAUUCUUUUAGUGCAGACAACUCCAGAAUGGAGCAGUGCUUUCACAAGCUCACUCACACCUUUGGCAGACAUUAGAAUUUAUACUAACAAGUGAUAAACUUUUAGGUAUGUUACCCAUUUAUACAAAGCAAAGUGCAUUUGUUAUCUGGCAAGAUUUUUGGUUACGUUUGUGUCAAUCUGUGACAUGGGCUAAAUUCAACAGUUCUCUACAGACUGCCACACUAAUCAAAACAAUUAAUUAAACAGACUUUGGUACAGUGAUCAUGAAGCUCUCUGCCCAGUAAUUGCAAGGUGACAAAAUCAGGGACUGAACUGCCCUGUUACUAAGGGAUAAAGGGCAAAAUCUUUGCUCAAGGGCAUACAAAAAUCCUGUAACAGAGCUAGGAACUUCUUUCAUUCUUUUUAUUAGCAAAAUGAUCUUAAAUGCUCAUAACAAAGUAAAAUUAAAUAUGCAAAGCAGAUUUCAGUCCUCUUCCCACUCGUAACAAGAUUGACACACAAAGAAAAAUUCAUUACCAAUGUUAACUGGAGCUACAAUUGCUUGUGCCAACAUCACAUAUGAAAAGCCAUAGCAUGCAUAAAGAGGUUUCAAUUAGCAUAGAAUGGUCAUGGAAUACAAUUAAAAAUGUUACUGAAUGACACCCCCCUCCCUUUACAAUUCUUCCUAACCUGAUAUUGAGCAUUUUACAGUGGUUCCAAGGGGUAUUUGUGGCUCAGACCUCUGAAAAAAACUUUCCUACCUCAGAAAUCCAGUUCCUCUGCAGUCACUCUGAAUAGACCUAAUGAAGUAGCUCACCUUUUGCAUUAUAUACUCUGAUGCAUGGUGUGUAUAUAUUGCAAGGGAGAAGAAAAUAGAGUUAGCCAUUCUGCCAAAACAGGACAGUAUAAAAGAAGCGAAGGCAAAUAUAUUUAAAUUCAGCUACAAGACUGUUCUGUAAGAAAGGAUCUUCCACGUCGAGCCAUUCCUGGAGCAGAAUGUGUAGAUGUGGAACAGGAGAAUCUGACCCUCCAGUGCAAGCUGCAAUUACCCUCUCCCUCCCAAAAAGGAGCAAGAAUAUACCCUGCACACAUUUAAUCUCAGAAAUAAGUUGAUGGCUUUUACCUGUUCUCGAUGCCCACACUUGGCUGCCACUUGCAGUGAGUGGAAUGGAGAGGAGUGAUGUCAGGACGGGCAGCAGGACCGUGCUGACUCCAUAUGGACAACACCCUGCCCAGAGAGUACGGCAGCGAGGAGACGAGCUCGUGGGACACGCACCUCGGGAGCCUGGCCCCUUUCAAACCCUGCGCCAGCUGCGACAUAAACAGUCUCUGGAUGGUAGGAAUAUGACUGGUUAAGUUUCUUCUUCGUGUCCAAAUCCUGUAACAUCCAGGGGAAGAAAGUGCUAACACCGUGUGAAGGCCAAGCGUGGAACAGCCUCCUCCUCUUCUUCCAGCUACAGUGUUUCUUCCAGGGUCGGGAUGAACAGCAACAGUCCUGCGGGUUGUUGUGGAGUGUGAGGAAUGAAGCUCAUUAUUUACACAGGAAUCUUCCUGGAAAGCUGUUCUACCUGAACAGCUCUGAGACAGGAGAAAAGAUAAAGUCCACUUUGAAGCUGGUGCUGGAGUUUCUCUGAAAACUGGGCUGUGAUGUACAGAGUGCUGGGAUGUAAUCCCUCUGAGGUCUGUCACAGGACUGGAGUCCAAUUUUAUGUGAAAAGAAAUUGGGAAAACGGAGGUGUCCAAGAAAGAGGCUGGAGGCUUGUGGCUUAAGUCUGAAGAAAGUAUUUUGGUAGUUUCUACAGGAUAAAGUGCCAAAGGCUGAAAGCUGAACAUCUUGGUGCACCAGCUGUCAGCCCAGCGUGAGUGUACGUUCCUGUUAAUGCAAGAAAAGGCUUCCAAGAGAUUUUUAGAUCUACAUUGGCUGUACCUGUCACCCACUGGAAGAAUUUCAGAAGAAUAUGGCAGAGGUUCUUCGUUACGGCUGCUUUUGGCAGGGGCCAGGAGCUUGCUGGCCAUUGCAGACAACUUGUUCAACAAUAAUAAUGCUGGUUCUUUGGUACAUUUUCUGAAUUUCAAGCUGUUCAACAAACUGCACCUCCUGGCCCUCUGCCUUGGCAUAUGUGCAAAUCUCAUGGCUGUUUCCUUUUCCACUGUCGGUGGUUUACAUGGAAAGUACAAAGAUUCCAGAAGCGGGUUUUCCUGUUUAGGGAAUAUUUCCAGGGGAAUCUCAGAGACAGGUGAACUUUUCAUUUGUUUUAUUUUUCUUACGGUUUUUAGCUGAUACAAUGUGGGAACUUUUUUGCAUGUCCUUCCAGGUUGUAUUUUUAAUGGAAGAGGUCCUCUUAGUUUAUUUGUAGUUCCUCUUCGUUUAUUUGUAGUUCCAAAGGCACCAGGGAUCCCAUCAUACCCUAAAUUAAGGUUCAGGCUUUCCAUUUCUGAAUCCUGAGUCUUCAAAAACUGU
This is a messenger RNA of Passer domesticus (house sparrow), 12708 nucleotides long. Its product is annotated as melanotransferrin-like. Lineage: Eukaryota; Metazoa; Chordata; Aves; Passeriformes; Passeridae. The record is from RefSeq and is a predicted model, not a curated record. Gene Ontology annotation, cellular component: recycling endosome; plasma membrane; early endosome. The coding region runs from base 471 to 2693 and encodes 740 amino acids. Gene Ontology annotation, biological process: iron ion transport. The transcript is spliced from 20 exons.